Messenger RNA from Capra hircus (goat), 1207 nucleotides. RefSeq names its product MAP34-B protein (gene MAP34-B). The record is from RefSeq and is marked provisional. Lineage: Eukaryota; Metazoa; Chordata; Mammalia; Artiodactyla; Bovidae. Gene Ontology annotation, cellular component: extracellular region. Gene Ontology annotation, molecular function: lipopolysaccharide binding. Gene Ontology annotation, biological process: defense response to Gram-positive bacterium; antimicrobial humoral immune response mediated by antimicrobial peptide; innate immune response.
AUGGAGACCCAGAGGGCUGGCCUCUCGCUGGGACGGUGGUCACUGUGUCUCCUGCUGCUGGGACUAGUGCUGCCCUCCGCCAGCGCCCGGCCAUUCAGCUACAGGGAGGCCGUGCUUCGUGCUGUGGAUCAGUUCAAUGAGAGGUCUGCAGAAGCUAAUCUCUACCGCCUCCUGGAGCUAGACCCGCCUCCUGAGCAGGAUGCGGAGGACCAGGGAGCUCGAAAGCCUGUGAGCUUCAGGGUGAAGGAGACUGUGUGCCCCAGGACGAGCCAGCAGCCCGUGGAGCAGUGUGACUUCAGGGAGAAUGGGCUGGUGAAACAGUGUGUGGGGACAGUCACCCGGUACUGGAUCAGGGGUGACUUCGACAUCACCUGCAAUGACAUUCAGAGUGUGGGGCUAUUCGGCCGGCUGCGGGACUCACUCCGAAGAGGUGGGCAGAAAAUCCUCGAAAAAGUAGAGAGAAUUGGUGACAGAAUCAAAGAUAUCUUCAGGGGAUGAAGUCCUAAGGAUCAGGUUAUCCUGGCUCAGACUUCUGGACUCUGAAAAAUAAAUUCUUCUAAAAACAACUUCAUCUAACAUUCAAAUUCACUUCUCUUCCCUCUCAGUCUUACCAGGACCAGGUCCUUAACUCCGAGAGUCCUCUUGAGUGUAUGCGUGUGUGAGAGAGACAGACAGACAGAGAUCACUCCUAUUAACUCCCAGAUGGGUGAGGGAGUCCCCCUUUCUGGAGGGUAUGCGGGUACAGGGAUGUAAUGACGACCAUAGCUAACACGGAUGUAUGGUAUAUUUGAAAGUUAAGAGAGUAGAGCCCAAGUGUUCUCAUCACAAGGAGAAGACCUCAUUUGUUUUUUGUAUCUCUUUGAGAUGAUGGAUGUUAAGGAAACUUACUGUGGUACUCAUUUCACAAUAUAGGUAAGUCAAUUCGUUAUGCUGUACACUUGAAAUUUGUAAUGCUGUUUGUCAAUUGUAUCUCAAAUGAAACUGGAAAAAAUAUUUAAAGAGUGUGAAAGGAUUAUUACAGCAAAAAGCUUGUGAACCGCUACUUAGAGAAACUCUCCAUGGGUGUGCAGGGAGACAUAUAUGAUAAUAUCCAAUUGGAGUAUUGGUGUUUCUUCAAUAGAUACCAAACAGCAGUGAACACAAAUAAAUGGAUUACCGUGUAUCAUUCAAAACAAAACAAAACAAAAACUGUGCAAAAUGAGCUAGU